AUGUGGCAUGUCGACUGGACGGACCCGAGCCGAGAAUUGGUCGGCGAACACAGGGCCAACAAGGGAAAGGAAAGGGAAAGGGAAAGGGAAAGGGACAGGGAAAGAGAAAGGGAAAGAGAACGGGGAGGAGAGAAGAGAAAGCAAAAGGAAAAGGAAAAUGACAAAGUAGAGGAAAAUGGAAAAAGGAAGGGGAGGGGAAACGGGAAGGGGGAGGAAAGAAGAUCACGGGGCGAUUCAUCACGCAGUUCCAUGUCGAGCUCGCGAUGUUCUGGCGAAUCGGCACUUGCUCGUCUCAAGGCACGUGGGCUGAAGCAAUUCCAUACAAGCAGGGCAAAAAACACACACUUGGCAACAUGGCGAAGACCGUCGUCGACCCCCUCGACCUCGCCCAAGCCGUCUGAUUUAAUGAGCCGGCGCAGUUCCGCCGUCGAUACAACCCUAGACGAUUUGCGAUCAUUGGAAAAUCUGAUCAUAGCCGACACGGAACAGCCUCGCAAGGGUGCGAUUUCAAUACCGCAAUCCCAUGCUUCUUCCCCUUGUCGAGCUGACCCAAUGAGAGGAAUGCUGUCGUCAGACGACACGGGGAAGGCGGCCAAAAACACAACAUCGCAAUCUGCCCCCGUACAAGUUACCCAUCAAGCUGAGCACAAUCCACGCCCGCCGCUCGAGGCCAUGGUGCGCUCGCCCAUCCUUGACCCCGUGGGCCAGAAGAGCAAGGCUUCUAUCCUUCCGAGCCCGGAUCACGGCGAGUCCGCGACGUCCCCUCAGACUCCGGUUAAAUGCACUCAAAUUGCAGACUAUCAAGCGAGGCUCAUUUCCCUCGCAACCCAGCAGCCCCCUGUAGUCUGGCCGUUGAAACCAGCGCCUCGCCCCCCAGACUCACUUCCCACCGACCCUUCGGGCACCCAAGACCUACCACUUGAAAACCAUCGGGCCAUCAUGGCUCAUAGACCAACGAUGCAAUCUGCACGGAACCGAGAAGCUGUUGCUGCUUAUGGUCAGUCGCGACCAUCUCUCGUUUUUGAGGCAAUGAUGUGUGAGGUCGCAGCGAUGGCGCGUGCGACUCCUGCCGCCACGCUUUCUAGGUUAUAUGAGAUAUGGGUGGGCGAUGCAGUCACGGAGGCGGAAAAGGUGAGAUGGAUGCUGUCGACGUUGACUCACCUCGACCUCCCUACGAUUGCAGAUGCAACGAGACAUCAAGGGGGCAAUAGGAUUCCUCCAGAGAAGAUCCACAAUGUCUUAGCCUUGUACGAGUCUCCAGCUUCGUCCCUAUACAUCGCCGCCCUUAAUCCAACCAAGCACAUAUACCACCUGUCGAGCACUCCAUUGCUUGAUGAAAUGGCCCCCAAUAUCCAUUCCAUACCCGCACCCCCCGUUUCCUCGCCGGGUAUGCCAGUGCUGCCCCAGAUCUUCGAGGCGGUCUAUUCCUUCACUCUGCCACCACUUGGCACUUCAUCGGAUCUAGAGAACUUGAUUCACCGUGUCGGCGAAAGCCUGAAGCCCGGCGGUAUAUUUCGCUUAACUAUUAUCGACCCGUUGCCCUGCCAGCAUACACUCGGCAACACGUUAGGUGGAUGGCUUGAGAAGCACUUGCUGGAAAAUCUUGAAGACAAUUCGAGGUGCACGAACCCAACCAAAACCAUCCCGCCGUGGCUCGGCAAGGCUUCACUGCGUGCAGAAGGCAGCACCAGGACGAUUGCCAGGUUUUAUGCCGUACCAGAGAACGUGACAUUCCAGCCGUGGGAUGUGAACCCCCUUGCCAAGAGGUUUCGAGCCGAUCAAACGAUCAAGGCAGAGAUCCGAAGCCUCAUCGGCCGCAUCCUCUGGAAGGAGGUCUGGGGCGAGUAUGUGACAGCCAGCUCCUGGUGGUGGGACGAUGAUGCCUGCGUUCAAGAGUGUCUCGAGCUUGGUACCUUUUGGGAGUAUCAUUUGAUCGAGUCCGUCAAAGGCAGCGAUUGGAUUUGA
Messenger RNA from Drechmeria coniospora, 1965 nucleotides. RefSeq lists its product as uncharacterized. NCBI's taxonomy places the organism in Eukaryota, Fungi, Ascomycota, Sordariomycetes, Hypocreales, Ophiocordycipitaceae. The record is from RefSeq and is a predicted model, not a curated record. The transcript is spliced from 3 exons. Bases 1 to 1965 code for a protein of 654 amino acids.